GUCUCGGGCGACUAGGAGCCGUCGAGAUUCCAUUCUUUCCGACGAAUUUCUUCUAAUGGCCUUGGCAACUGCUUGUGGUGAAUUACCGUCAUCUUCACAUAUUGUUUUUCUUCGGUUUUUUAAUCAAACGAUCGAUUCCAUCAAGCUAAGUGUUACUCAGAUCUUUUCCAGCAUUUUCUGCUGUGAAUCCAACGUAGAUCCUUGUGUAAGGCUUCUUGUUGGUUUUUAUUCUAUAAUUUGUGGAUGUGGAAAUAUGGAUGCACUGGUAGGGAUGAGGGUCCACUUACAGCUAUUGGAGAGCUUGUGAAGAACGUUGGUGAUCACUAUUAAAUGAGAACUCAUGAUUGGUUUUCAAGAAAGAAGGAUUGUGAUGACAAAGGUGAUCCAGAGGCAGUGUUCAAUGUAUUGGAUUCAAUGCUGAAGGAUAGUUUGGAGCGGUUGAAAAAUAUGAGGGAAAGCAUACCUUUAGAAAAUGUGGGUUUUGACAGUUGCACCCUAGAAGCUGUUAAUUCUAGACAUGCAACCUUAUUUGGGUGUUUGUGUUCGGAGGGAAAAUGGAAAACAGCUCUAUGGUUGAGGAGGAAACUGAUACAGAAAGGAGCUGUUCUAGAUGUUUUUGCACACAAUCUUCUUCUUAAUGGGCUGUGCAAAAUACGUGACAUGGAGAGGCCAGAUUGUCUUAUUAGAGAGAUGUUAGAAAUGGGUCCACCCCCAAACUUGGUGACCUAUAACACUUUUAUCAAGGCUCACUGCCUUAAAAAUAAUGUGGAUAAAGCUCUUUAUCUUUUCUCCACUAUGGCUACUGAUGGAAUUAGACCAAAUAGAGUUACGUGUAACACACUUGUGCAUGCGCUGUGCAAGAAAGGUCUUGUGGAUGAUGCUAAGAAGCUUCUCUGUGAAACACUAAGUGAUGACAAGGAAAAGACAAAUUCAGAUUUAAUUACUUCAACUAUACUUAUGGAUUGUUAUUUUAGGAGUGGGGACACAGUUCAAGCUCUUGGUUUUUGGGAUCAGAUGCUUCACAAGAAUAUUCAAAUUGAUCUGGUUGCCUAUAAUGUCCUUAUCCAUGGAUUAUGUUUGGGUCAGCACAUCAAUGUUGCUUAUGGAAACUUUGCUGAAAUACUUAAAAGAGGUUUCAUUCCUGAUUGUUUCACUUUUAAUACUCUUAUAAGUGCACUUUGCAAAGAAGGAAAAGUUGAGGAGGCUUGCCACAUCCAUGAUGUUAUGUUAAAAAUGGGAGUUGCUCCAGAUAAGAUAUCUUACAAAAUGAUUAUUCAAGGUCUCUGCUUUCGUGGAGAUCUUGUGAAAGCUAUUGAAUUUCUUAACUGUCUGUUAGAGAAGUCACUGAUGCCAGAGCCUCUUAUAUGGAACCUCAUAAUUGAUGGUUAUGGAAGAUGUGGGGAUCUUGGUAAUGCACUUUCUGUGAAUAAUCAUAUGCUAUCACUCGGUGUUGCACCAAAUGUAUUUACUUUUAAUGCAUUGAUUCUUGCACAAAUAAAGGGUGGAAACAAUGUCAGGGCAUAUUCUCUUAAAAAGGAGAUGCUUUUAAAUGGUCUUUUCCCAGAUUUAGUUACCUACAACAUGUUGAUCAGUGCUGCGUGUAUCUCAGGACAUAUUGCUUUUGCACUUGACUUAUAUGAUGAAAUGCUGAGAAAAGGAAUUGAACCAGAUAUAAUUACUUACACUGAACUAAUUAGAGGAUACUGUAUGAGAGGGAAUGUGAAGGAGGCAGAAAAGCUUUCGACCAAGAUGCGAAGAUCUGGUUCACAAAUUGAUCAUGUUCCAUGUAAGAUACUUAUCAAGAAGUACUGCCACUUGGGAGAGCAUGACAUGGCAUUUCAUCUAUACCAAAAUUGGUUAAUGAGGGAAAAAUGAGCCUGUCCUCUCUAAUAGGCUUAUCAUGCACUGGAAAUAGCUCAAUGGAAAAAACUAUGCCAGGUCUGCCUUGCAAGCCAUUGUCAUUCAAUUCUAAGUUUUGAACGACAAUAGAAGCUUUGUGCAUUUGGUAUAUGGAGACUGAAUUUUCAUAUGGCCAAGCUGGAGGUAUCCUUACUAGUGAUUCUUUCAUAGAAUUUGAGCUUGUGGACCCAUCACCAUAUGCCUAAUCACUCACAGCACAUGAACAUAUCCCUUUACAUUUUGUCAAUUCAGGGUUUUCUUCCUGUGUUAUGUUGUGUAAUCAAGCAGUUUCAGGUUCUUGGCAGGAGCUGAGUGCUCUGCCCACACUCAGAUCAGAGCAUGCCAACUAGAGUACACACAUCUUUAUGAGGUAGGUAGUGAAGAACUAAGCUUCACACUCGGCUGAUGAUUUGGAGCUUUGGUUGCAUUGAAAGAGAGCACUGAUUAGAGUGAUGAGAAGCUGAAUGCUUGCUCACUUCUUCCCGAGAGAAGACUAUUGAAAACCACAUUUCAUCCUUUGGUUAUGAGACUGCUAAGGUAUCACCUGAAUUUCAACUCCAUUUAUUCUGCCUUAGAAGUUACUUUACAAUAAUAUGUUCUUCAUGGAAUUCAAUUGGCGUCUCUCCAGAAUGAAAACUGUUGUACGUGUAUCACAAAUGAAAGCUGAAAGGACUAUUGAAAACAACCAGCACCAGGUUUCAUUCCUCUUCGUUUUUGUUGAAUAGCUUGUUUUUCAUUUCAACAACAUAUAAAUUAAUUAGUAACAUAGCUUUUGGAAACUAAUCAUUGUAAUAAUUUGUUCUCUCUAAUAACUCCAAAUGCUAACUCUCAGGUUCCCGGCGAAGAAAAUCACUUAGCAGUA
Rubroshorea leprosula is the source of this 2761-nucleotide messenger RNA. NCBI's taxonomy places the organism in Eukaryota, Viridiplantae, Streptophyta, Magnoliopsida, Malvales, Dipterocarpaceae. The record is from the annotation of a GenBank genome assembly.